CAAAUAAUUAUUUUGUGUAACCAAUUAAACUUAAAAUUCAAACUAAAAUUAAACUUUCAACAACGCCCUACUACCCAAAACUACCUCGGAAAUUCCUCAAACCGUCCCUCGUAUACCUUUUAGUACCCUUUUACCAGCCCUUCCCCCGACCGAAGCCGUUAAAAGGACGGAUUUGUUUGGCUCCUAAUAAGAGUGCUAAAUUAAUUAGAUAAGAGAGGUCGGUUUACGUCCCUCUAUGUCUGUGAUAUUUGGCAUUUGACCUUACGUUUAGUUGUUUGGGUGAAUUUAUUGUGUUAGGGCAGGUUUGAGUUUUGGUGCCUUAAAUUAUAGUUUUGGUGGCGAUUACUGUAUUUAGAGAUCUCAGCAAUAUGCGUUACUAUAACACAGACGGUACCUAUCACGAUCACCCGCAGGACAACCAAUUUGGUUGGUGUUUAAAUGACAUAUCAAUAGACGAAGCCAUGCCCAGUUACCAAGAACAAAACAGGACGGUUAAGAGGAUAUCCAGAAUUACCAGACAGCUAUCGAUAACUUGUGAAAGCUGUGAUUAUGAUGACCCUAGUGAUAAAACUACUAGUGAAUUAAUAGAAGCCUCUAUAUCUGAUAGCGAUGAUAUUGAGGAAUGUGUGGAUGUAUUAACAGACGUGACAUACUUUUCUAAUACCUUUUGUCAUGAAACCGAAAAAGGUUCUAGCGGUAUUCUGGAAAAAACUCGAUCCCGACAACAGAUUAAAAAAAUCAAGUGCAACGUUAAAGAAGAAACUUCGUUAAGCGCUAUAGUGUGCCAAAAGAGUGUGGAAGGUUUCAUAGAAAAUGCAGAGUCAAACUACUACAAAAGAGCCAGAGAUAUUAAAAUACCUUCUAAGGAGCAAAUGAUGAGUCUUAUUAACCCAGUUAACCCCGAGAGCAAGGCCUUGUUAGGCAUCAUCAGCUACUCAAAAUAUUGCAGCCUGAGUGACAAAGAAACACAAGAUGAUCUGCUAAGAAAGAUUAACUACAAGACCACCAAUUCCAAGCAUUUAAUGCAUGAAUACGAUACUUUACCAUUUAAACAUGGAAUUGAUGAAUCUAUGCAAGAUAAAAAUCUUCCAGUUUUUAAUUUUCAAACAAGCGAUGGAGAUGUGGAUACUGAAAGGCAGAUGGCUAGUGAAAUUCAGGACUAUCAUGCCAAUAAAGAAGAUAAUAUGUUGUCGCUUAUGAUGGAGCUUAUCAUAACAGAUAUGGACAGUAAUUUAGGCGAUAUGUCAGAGCUGAAUCAUUCAAUAAAUGAUUUAAGCAACAUAGGGGCAGCUGCUGCCUUAGAAACUAGUGAUUUGGGCAAUAGUAUUCAUAGUAGUAUAAUGAGCAAAGAGGGUAAUGGAGUAAAAGAGCGUGUGGAGAGUAAAAUGAAGUUUUUGGAAGUGCCCAAUAGGGCUGAUUUAUUAAACAGUAUAGGAAUAAGUGAUGAUAUUGAUAAAAGUAUUGAGAGUUUCAUUCAAGAAAAAACUGAUAUGCACCGUGAGCUGACUGAAAUCAAGCGAAGUUUUGAGGAGGACGAGAAAAAAAUCGACAAUCUACUUGUUCAAUCGGCCAUAUUGCAAAACGAUCUUCGGGAAACCGCUCACCUUGAUAACCUCAUUCAUCUUCUCGAAGGGCGCCCAGAACGAGUAAAAAAUAAAAAGUUGCCCUUUAGAAUCUUUCAUGCUGGCUAUGAGAGAGAGGGGAAUCAAAAUCUCAUUAUUUAAGUCUGGAGAACACUGUUAUCCAGAAAUUUGGGGAUUUGAUCGAUCCCUAUACGAUAGGGAGUAAUUAAAGGCCCAUACGUUUGAUCGAUACCAGUCCUAGCAACUUAAAUAUCAAUGUCACAAAAAGGUUAAGAAUCCUUGGCAUUACGCAAUCAAAAAUCAUCAUUGCGCGUGUUGUGGCAUAAAAAAUAACUUCUAAAGAGAACACAUGGC
Messenger RNA from Anthonomus grandis grandis, 1937 nucleotides. RefSeq lists its product as uncharacterized. The coding region runs from base 369 to 1724 and encodes 451 amino acids. The record is from RefSeq and is a predicted model, not a curated record. Lineage: Eukaryota; Metazoa; Arthropoda; Insecta; Coleoptera; Curculionidae. The transcript is spliced from 8 exons.